AUGGAGCCCGCCCCGAAGCACCAGCGGGGGCCCCCAGCCCUCACGGAGGCGGCCGCCGAGUUCCUCAGCCUCAUCGGGCCGGAGGAGCUGGAGCGCUGCCUGUUUGCCGAGACGCUGGAGAUGGUGGCAGCUGGGGACCAGCCGAGGGACCGGGCGGGUGGCCAGUGGUGGGUGGCAGCCCGGUGGGCGCCCUACGAGCGGGCUGGCGAGCUGGUGCGGAGCUGCCUCCUGGUGCAAGCCGGCUCCUGCAGCAGGCAGGACGGCGUGCCCUGCUCCAGCGCCCUCAAAGCCUAUGUGACCCCGCAGCUGGAGACCCUGGAGCAGGAGGAGCAGGAGCGCCUGCAGCUCAGAGCACACCCCACAGAGAGGAGGACCCACAUGGUGAGCCACCAGCAUGGGAUGACUGUCACCACGACCCUCCAGGAGGGAGAGGCAGAGCUGCAGCGCCGGACCUUCUCCUACAGCCGGGCCGAGCUGCGGGGGCUGCUGUCAGAGGGUGCCAGCCUCCUGCUGCUGCGGGUGCUGGCGUGCCAGCGGGCAGUGCCCCCCAGCCUCAUCUUCCCGGCCAUCGACACCGAGGGCCACCUCUGCACCUCCAGCUACCGUGCCCUGGGCAUCCAGCGGCAGGCGGUGGGCUCGGCAGAGGCGGAGGUGUUUGUGAUCGAGCGAGCCAUGCACACCAGCGCGGGCAUCUCCACUGUCUGGCACAGCAGCUUCCUCCCCAGCGGGCGUUUGGCCCGGCGGGUGCAGGUCGGCUGCCCGAUGCUGGUGCUUCUGCAGGAUGAGUCUGUCCUUGGCGAGACAGGUGGGGUCGAGCCCCAGCCCCUCUUCCCCAAACAGCCCCUGGACUGGGAGGAGGACAUCCAGCUCUGGUCCUGGUUCCUGGAAAGGAAGGAGGAGCUGCAAGCAUCCCACGCCGCCUACAUCCAGCAGCACCCCGAGCUCCGGGCGCUGCUGGCCGACUUCCUCCAGGCCCUGCUCCUGCAGCAGCCCCACGACCCCAUCUCCUUCGCCGCCCAAUUCUUCACCCCCUUUGCCCACCAGCAGCCCCCCGGGACCCCCUUCACCUCUGCUGGGGCUGCCAGCCCCCUCCCCAGCCCCCUGCCUCACCACUCUCCAGCUAACGGGGAAUAA
Nipponia nippon (crested ibis) is the source of this 1134-nucleotide messenger RNA. The record is from RefSeq and is a predicted model, not a curated record. NCBI's taxonomy places the organism in Eukaryota, Metazoa, Chordata, Aves, Pelecaniformes, Threskiornithidae.